CCUCCCUUCACGUUCGUUCCGCGCCUCGCCGACGGCAGCGUCGACGAAGGGGGCGUCUCAGGUUUCGACUUCGAGAUGCUCCUCCAUCUCCAAGAACGUCUCGGCUUCUCGUACAGGCUGAUAUAUUCCUAUGAUGGUAAUUGGGGUUCCCAGCUGGCUAAUGGCACCUGGAAUGGCAUGGUUGGAAUGGUAGCUCGAAAGGAGGCAGACAUGGGUGUGGCUCCCUUCACCGUGACCUUGCAGAGAGAGGAGGCUAUUGACUUCACCUUUCCGUACUUCACCGACCCCGCGGCCAUCCUCACUCCGGCCCCAGUUCGGGUUGACAGAAUCACGGCUUUUCUCGAUCCGUUUGGCUACGAGGUAUGGCUGGCGAUUGCAGUAAGUUUGAUCUUCCUCGGGCCGACCAUGUACCUGUUCACCAGACUCCAAAAAUACCAGUUUAUUUACCCCCACAGCUACCCGGUUGGUCAAGGCAAAAGCACCUCUGUCUUGGGUUAUUACUGGAUGCUCAUUACCGCUUUACUUCAACAAGGCGUGGUAUACCCCAUGAGCACGGCGACGCGGGUGGUAUUCGGUGGGUGGAUCGUGGGCGUGGUGGCUCUCAGCUGCGCCUACACGGGAGUCCUCAUCUCCUUCCUGACGGUGCCGCGGGUCGCAAAGGGCGUGGACUCCCUGCAGGAGCUAGCGCUACAGUCAGAACUGCAGUGGACCUUCAGGCGAGCGUCCGCUUUGGAGAACCUCUUUCUGAACCAGGACGCAAAAGGGGUCUACCGUGCCAUAGGAGCGCCCUUCGCAGAGAGUACCGAGGACCUGGUCACCACAGACUACAACGGCGUCUUGCAGGUCCUCAAGGGAACACAUGCUUUCAUAAAGGAAAAGUCCUACUUGGAUUUCGCGACAGCGGAGGACGCGGCCGUCAGCGGGGAGUGCCGCCUCGCCCUCGCCAGGUCCCACUUCUUCCCCGCUAACUUCGGCUGGGUGCUCCCCGAGGGCGACCCCCUCAAGGUCCUCUUUGAUAAGGAGAUCAUACGAAUGCAGGAGACGGGGCUUUUCGACAAGUGGAAGCAGAAAUUUUGGCCCAAGAAUGACAGGUGCAGAAACAGGAGCCCGGUGUCAUCCACAGAGCCUCUGAGUCUGUUCGACUUCCUCGGCGCCUUCAUGCUGCUCGGAACCGGCAGUUGCUUGGCGCUUGGGAACCGCUGUCGCAGAGUGUUGCAGGAGAUCCGGGAGAAGGUGAAAUUGCAAAUGACCAUUACCUUCAUCAGAUACAAUAAAUUAUGCCCGGGAAGCAAGCGUGGACAAGCUGCCUUUGGCCUCAUUAAGAGAAGAAUAAAAGAUGAAGUCUUCAGUCAAUUAUUCCCAUUAUUCGCGUCAAUGACCUCGACUCGAACGCGGUCUCAAACAACCGUCUCAGUUUGCUUGCAGACGACGCAGAAACACAAACAAACAAUAACAAACGCAGAGAUUCAGACCGUCUGCUUGCAGGAGAUUGCAAAAACAGACAGUCUUUAG
Molecule: messenger RNA, 1512 nt
Organism: Penaeus monodon (black tiger shrimp)
Lineage: Eukaryota; Metazoa; Arthropoda; Malacostraca; Decapoda; Penaeidae
Product: glutamate receptor ionotropic, delta-2-like
Exons: 11
Coding region: 76-1512 (478 amino acids)
Cellular component (GO): membrane
Molecular function (GO): glutamate-gated receptor activity
Source: RefSeq, a predicted model, not a curated record